AUGAACGUCAACGGGCGCUGCGUGGCCCGGGCGGCCGAGCUGUUUGGGCUGACUGCUGAGGAGGUCUACCUGGUGCACGAUGAACUGGACAAGCCCCUGGGGAAACUGGCUCUGAAGCUUGGGGGAAGCUCCAGGGGCCACAACGGAGUCCGUUCCUGCAUUGCAUGUCUCAACUCCAGUGCAAUGCCAAGGCUGCGGGUGGGCAUCCGGCGCCCGUCACACCCUGACAUGGUGCAGGCCCACGUGCUGGGCUGUUUCUCCGCUGCUGAACAGGAGCUGCUGCCUCCAUUGCUGGAGCGAGCUGCCGACCUGCUCCUGGACCACAUCCGUGAGCGAAGCCAGGGUCCCCCUUCAGGCUUUGCCGUCACUGGACAUGAGCCUGCCUGACCACCGUGCCCACACCCCCAAGCACGUUCACAGAGGUGCCAUGCCAACUUUGUGGUAUCCACUUUUUAUAGAACUCUUCUCUGG
Molecule: messenger RNA, 471 nt
Organism: Lutra lutra (Eurasian river otter)
Lineage: Eukaryota; Metazoa; Chordata; Mammalia; Carnivora; Mustelidae
Product: probable peptidyl-tRNA hydrolase
Molecular function (GO): peptidyl-tRNA hydrolase activity
Source: RefSeq, a predicted model, not a curated record